GUCCGCCGCUUCCAGCUCUUGCUCGCUCUUCCAUCAACAUAACAGAGAAGGCGCGCCAAGAUGGUAUCCGUCAAAACCCCUUCGCGGUUCGAUCCCGUCCCUUUCAUCCAUAUCCACUCACUUACGGUCAAUAUCAUAUCCAAACAUCACAUCUCUACGGCAUUUUACGCAUCGCAGCUAUAAUGUCACACUCAAAUAUCCCCGGCCUUCAUGCCGAAAAUCAAAAUGACUGCCCGGUCUCCGGUGCCAUCAACUUUCUGAUCGCAAACAUGAUUCUGGGAGAAUCGAGCGCCCCACUUCGACGCAAUACUACCUCGAACGAGAUUCGACCUACGCUGCGCGUCAACGAAUCUCCCAGACGCAACAGUCUUAGCGACUUCGUCAGUCUCAGUUUUCUGGAUCUGAAGCUCGAAGGAGACAGUGAAGCUGACUCCGAUGAUGAAGUCAGCUCCGACGAUGAAGUCAGCUCCGAUAAUGAAGUCAACUCUGAUGACGAUUCCGAAAGCCUCGAUGAUAGUUCGAGUGACACCUCCAGUAGUGGCGGCGGCGGCAGUGACGCCGGGAGCACGACUACGGAGAGAAAGGCGCGGCCGAAUCCAGCUCGCAUCGAAGAGGAAGAGGAAUCAGCCUUGUUGAUAUGGAAAGAUAUAAACAGAAAGCUAUGGCACUCUCAGCGCGGGAUUCCAGGUAAUCAGCAAUCACCGCAGUGCGAGCCAAUAUGUGGACAUCAUUGGCUGGUGGACGUUGGAGGCUCCAGAGAACGCAUCAGGGCUAUGCAGCACAAGCUGAACGAAAUCUGUAACUGCGUCACGAAUCAUGUGCUGGAUCGAGGCCGGGGUGAGAAGAGUGGGCGGGGUUGAGACGCACCAGCAUCUUUGCCUCUGCGGCCGUUAAACUGUA
This is a messenger RNA of Boeremia exigua, 900 nucleotides long. RefSeq lists its product as uncharacterized. The transcript has a single exon. Bases 183 to 860 code for a protein of 225 amino acids. The record is from RefSeq and is a predicted model, not a curated record. Lineage: Eukaryota; Fungi; Ascomycota; Dothideomycetes; Pleosporales; Didymellaceae.